AUGCAGCGUCGUCUGGUCCCCGUGUGGCCAUGGGAAGUUCUCGAGGCUGCUAACGAGAUCCACGGGAAUCUGCGCUCCGUCAAGGACCUUACUACUGGCUGGUACAACCGCUUCGUCGACCGCCAUCCCGAGCUGUCUUCGCGUGCGUCGGAGCCGCUUUCGCGCGCUCGCAAUGAGGUCGAUGCGGCCGCUAUGGGCACGUUUUUCUACGAGCUGACGAAGCUGGUCAUAGACAUCACACUUAUCCCCCUAUUUCUGAGCUAUCUGAUCGACGUACUCCCCUAUUUUUGA
Molecule: messenger RNA, 291 nt
Organism: Phytophthora sojae
Lineage: Eukaryota; Oomycota; Peronosporomycetes; Peronosporales; Peronosporaceae
Exons: 1
Coding region: 1-291 (96 amino acids)
Source: RefSeq, a predicted model, not a curated record